Messenger RNA from Porites lobata, 678 nucleotides. The record is from the annotation of a GenBank genome assembly. Lineage: Eukaryota; Metazoa; Cnidaria; Anthozoa; Scleractinia; Poritidae.
AUGAAAAAAAUUGAAGAAAUUGACGUUGGGGAAUUUUAUUCAAUAAGGGAAACCCUAUGCCACGAUCUUCCACCUGAUCAGCAGGUUGAUGGGGUCUGUAGAAACCUGGAGAACUUUUUACUUCUGCUGGCCAAGUUCUGUUUUGAGACUGAUCAGUACAGGAAACCUGGGGAUAAGCUGGUGUGGUUCAGUGAGAGGGAGGGAGCAUUUAAGGUUGCCAUAGGGGGUGAUGGGGCUCCUUUUGGGAAAUGGGAUCAAUCUAUGUCAUGGCUGAUACGUUUUUUGAAUGUGGGGCCCAGGGUAGCUAGUCCCAGUGACAAUUUUUUGCUUUUUGGAGCUAAUUGUAAGGAGGACCACAUGGUUGUUUCUCGUUUUACAGUGAAACUUGCUACAGACAUGGAAAAAAUAGAGAGCAAAUCUUACACAGUAUUGGGUAAGAAUGUCACCUUUUCUUUUGAUCUCCUGCCAGGAGAUAUGAAACUCCUUGCAUAUAUAAAUGGGGAAUUAAGUAAUGUGGCUAAAUAUUUUUCUAGCUUUGCUAAUGUCUCCAAAGAUGACUGUAAUGCACUGAAUGGGAAGUAUGGAGAAUCUCAUGAUUGUAAGUGGAAGCCUUGGCAGCAUGCAGAAAGAAUCAAUGUUGCAAAACAGGUUGAAGAUUUCAAGAAAAAAAGUACCUAG